Closterium sp. NIES-65 is the source of this 987-nucleotide messenger RNA. The record is from the annotation of a GenBank genome assembly. Lineage: Eukaryota; Viridiplantae; Streptophyta; Zygnematophyceae; Desmidiales; Closteriaceae.
AUGCGGCAAUAUCGCGGUGAUGCAUCGGUUGCAUUCCAUCUUUCCCUCAAGGCUCGAGCUGGCACGGAUGACUCGGCGCGCUUCACGAGCUUCGAGCGCGAGCAGGAGGGCAAUGAAGCGGAGGAAAGGCGGCGGACGGCAGCUGGGCGGCAGGCCGGUGGCCGGCCGGGCGUGUCGUUUUCUGCAGCUGGCCGGAACGGCGACAACAGUUUCAACGGCGUGUUCCUGCUGCUUCUGCUGAACCUUCUGGCGUUUCUAGCCGAUCACUUUCUACGGCUCCCAGUGUGGUCGUCUCUCUAUCUGCACCACGCCUCUCCGCGCUGGUACCAGUUCGUCACCUCAACAUUCUGCCACGCUGGCUGGAGCCAUCUCUCAAGCAACCUCUUCUUCCUCUACAUAUUCGGUCGGCUAGUGGAGGAGGAGGAGGGAACCCUGGGCCUGUGGGUGACCUACCUCGUGACAGGCGCAGGUUCCAACCUCGUGUCCUGGCUGCUCCUCCCAUCGUACACCGUCUCUGUCGGUGCCUCUGGUGCCGUCUUUGGCCUCUUUGUCGUCAGCGUGCUUACCCGGCUGCAGUGGAACUGGAGGAGGAUCGUGGAGGUGGUCAUUCUGGGGCAGUUCGUGGUAGAGAAGGUCCUGUCAGAGGCGCGGAACUCGGCAAUCAUGGGGGUGGGCAUGGCGGCAGGGUCGGGAGUGAACCACAUCGCCCACCUGGCAGGGGCGCUGGUGGGAGUGCUGCUCAUCUGGAUGGUGUCCCGCCUGCCUGAUGCCAGCAGCAGGGAUAGCGGGGAGGGGAGUGGCAAGAACCCUCGUGGUCACGCCUGCCCGAUGGGAGCAGCAGGGAUGGUGGGGAAGGGAGUGGCAGGGACAGCAGCAACAGCACAGAUGGCGGGAAGGCAGCAGCAGAGUGCAACUCACGGAGCAUGCUGCUCGCCUGCUGACCCCCAAUCACUCUUUGCAUGCUCCUCUGCUGUUCCUUUGCUCUAG